CUGGGCGGCGGCGGCGGCGGCGGCGGCGGGGACCCGGCACCUGGGACUGUUGUUCUCCGGCUGGGACGGCCGCCGUCCGUGCGCCCCGAGACCGGAGCCGGGCGGCCCGGGCGCGGACAGCCGCUCACCAGCCCGCUCCCGCGUGGCCGGGGCUGCUGCGCUCGGCCCCCGAUGCCCUGCACUGAAGAGGGGGCGGCGGGACCCUGGUGAUCGCGCCUUCAGCCCCCCUGCAACUCGGCGUCUCCACGGACCCCCCCACCCCGAGGCCCGCGCCCCCCGUCGCUGUGCCAUGGCUGAGAAGGCGGAGGGGGACAUGAACUCCAACGUGCUCCACGCCCCCCCAUACCACACCGGGGACCCUCAGCUCGACACGGCCAUCGGGCAGUGGCUCCGGUGGGAUAAGAAUCCCAAAACAAAAGAGCAGAUUGAAAAUCUGUUGCGGAAUGGGAUGAACAAGGAGCUGAGAGAUCGGCUCUGCUGCCGUAUGACCUUUGGGACCGCAGGGCUGCGCUCGGCUAUGGGGGCAGGAUUUUGCUAUAUUAAUGACUUAACAGUUAUACAGUCAACUCAGGGCAUGUACAAGUACCUGGAGAGAUGCUUUUCGGACUUCAAGCAGAGAGGCUUUGUCGUUGGCUACGACACCCGGGGCCAAGUGACGAGCAGCUGCAGCAGCCAAAGACUUGCUAAGCUCACUGCUGCUGUCUUACUGGCCAAAGAUGUUCCUGUGUACCUUUUUUCAAGAUACGUUCCUACACCUUUUGUACCGUAUGCAGUCCAGGAGCUCAGAGCAGUUGCUGGUGUGAUGAUCACGGCAUCCCACAACCGCAAAGAAGACAAUGGAUACAAGGUUUAUUGGGAAACUGGCACCCAGAUCACAUCUCCUCAUGACAAAGAAAUUUUGAAGUGUAUAGAAGAAUGUGUGGAGCCCUGGAAUGGGUCCUGGAAUGAGAAUUUAGUGGAUACCAGUCCCCUGAAGAGGGAUCCCCUGCAAGACAUCUGCAGGAAGUACAUGGAAGAUCUGAAAAAGAUCUGUUUCCACAGGGAUUUGAACUCAAAGACUAGCUUGAAAUUUGUCCAUACGUCUUUCCACGGGGUUGGGCAUGACUACGUGCAGCUGGCUUUCCAAGCAUUUGGUUUUAAGCCUCCAAUUCCAGUACCGGAACAAAAAGAUCCUGAUCCAGACUUUCCUACGGUUAAAUGCCCCAAUCCUGAAGAAGGAGAAUCUGUGCUGGAACUUUCUCUGAGACUGGCAGAGAAAGAAAAUGCCCGGAUAGUGCUAGCCACAGAUCCUGACGCAGACCGACUGGCAGUGGCAGAGCUCCAGGAGAAUGGUCAUUGGAAAGUUUUCACAGGGAAUGAACUGGCAGCUUUGUUUGGGUGGUGGAUGUUUGAUUGCUGGAAGAGAAAUAAGUCAAGAAUUGCUGAUGUGAGGAACAUUUAUAUGCUGGCCACGACAGUCUCGUCCAAAAUUCUGAAAGCAAUUGCACUUAAGGAAGGAUUUCAUUUUGAAGAAACAUUACCAGGUUUUAAAUGGAUUGGAAGUAGAAUAAAAGACCUCCUGGAAAAUGGGAAAGAAGUUCUUUUUGCAUUUGAAGAAUCUAUUGGUUUUCAGUGUGGAACCUCCGUUUUGGAUAAGGAUGGAGUGAGCGCAGCUGCCGUCAUUGCUGAGAUGGCGUCUUACCUGGAAACCACAAACAUCACCUUGAAGCAGCAGCUGGUUAGGGUUUACGAGACAUAUGGCUAUCACAUUUCGAAAACUUCAUAUUUCUUGUGUUAUGACCCAACUACCAUCAAAAGUAUAUUUGAAAGGCUGCGUAAUUUUGAUUCUCCAAAAGAAUAUCCAAAAUUUUGCGGGCCAUUUGCAAUCCUGCAUAUACGGGAUAUUACCACCGGAUAUGACAGCAGCCAGCCUGAUAAGAAAUCAGUGCUGCCUGUGAGUAAAAAUAGCCAAAUGAUCACUUUCACUUUUCAAAACGGCUGUGUUGCUACUCUGCGCACAAGUGGGACAGAACCAAAGAUCAAGUAUUAUGCAGAGAUGUGUGCAUCACCAGAUCAAAGUGAUACUGCCUUACUAGAAGAGGAAUUGAAGAAACUCAUUGAAGCUCUGAUCGAGAAUUUUCUUGAACCCAGUAAAAAUGAACUGUCCUGGCGUUCUGUUUAAUGUUAACAGUGGCGGUACUUUGCCCUGGCAUGUGGCACAGAGCAAGCGGGAACUGCAGAAAGUGAACUUGUGUUAGCAUUCUCUUUCUCAUCCAUACAAAUGUCUGUUUCCUUUUAUUUUUAUUUCUUUUUGGUCGGCUUACUAAACAAACUGUGUAUUUGAAAUGAUGUGUUCUUGAGUGAAAGAAUCCAUUUUUUUCCUCAAUAGUUAUUUGAGCAAAAGUCAUUGCAUUAAGAGUGUCAUGGUAGCACGUUGUUCUUCCUUACACAGAAACCAAACAGUAGCAAAAGUGGGUUCUUGUAUUAAAGUAUGAUUAAGCUUACAUCCAUGUUCUUAUCACUGUGUAUAGCACGGUUUA
Sorex fumeus (smoky shrew) is the source of this 2519-nucleotide messenger RNA. RefSeq names its product phosphoglucomutase 2 like 1 (gene PGM2L1). Gene Ontology annotation, biological process: carbohydrate metabolic process. Bases 290 to 2161 code for a protein of 623 amino acids. The record is from RefSeq and is a predicted model, not a curated record. NCBI's taxonomy places the organism in Eukaryota, Metazoa, Chordata, Mammalia, Eulipotyphla, Soricidae. The transcript is spliced from 14 exons. Gene Ontology annotation, molecular function: intramolecular phosphotransferase activity; glucose-1,6-bisphosphate synthase activity.